ACUGAUUUCAUCCGGCACUUCUGAAACUUCUGAACCGUGUUUAAGGUGCUCACUUUGUCAACAAGGUUUCGCGUGACCCGGAAGCGAAACCGAAAGACCUUCUCCCUGAGACAUUCAACUUUGUCUCUAAAGCCAGAACAACGUUCAAUCUUCCACAGCUCGACGCGUCCAUCAUUUCGAUGCCAAAGAUACCCAAGGUGAAGAUACCCAAGAUACCAAACGCGCUCAAUAUGCCCAGCAUGCCCAAUAUGCCCAGCGUUCCUAAGGUGCUCUCAGAUAAAAUCACUAGCCCAAGCAUCCCAGGAUUCUUCCCCAAACCACGCGCUUCAUCUCCAUUCAGCCCAGGCCCCUCCGCCUCGCCAGACCCUGGACCAGACAGCCACGGACCUUCCCCUAAACCUCUUUCAGGAUCCUCAUGGAACAGCGGAGAAUUUUUUGAGUCUUCGUGGUCACUGCCUGGCAUCCCCAUCGGCUUCUCACCCAGAUCGCCGUACCCUUUGGGUAAAGUGGCUGACGCCGCCUCUCGCUCUGCGCAGAGCGUAUCUGGCAGUGUCUCCAAAGCAACUGGGCCGCCUCUAUCGCCGCCUCUAAUGCCGCCCUCUCGCUCCGCGCAGAACAUAUCUGACAGUGUUCAUGCACUCCAGGACAUGACUUUGGAUCUUGCGGAGGCGAUUCAACAAACGGUGAUUGCCUCGUGCAUGUGGGUCGCGUCUACCGCGUUGCAGACCUUUGCGCUUCGUGUCGCAGAACAUGAGGAUGUGAAUAUGGUGGAUGGGUACGAGAGGCAUAGGAGGGGUAUUGAGAUUGAGGGGACGUAUUGUAUUCAAGUUGUUAUGCGGAACGAGGCGUGGGAUAACACGGUCCAGGAGGAGACGAAAGAGCUUAAAGUCGAGAAGGACUUGCCUGUGAUUUCGCCAGUUAUUGAUGGCAGGCUGAAAGACCUGGAUGGUAAAGCUGGUAAGGUGUAACGAUUUUCUCGCCUCGCAGAAUGUAGGGUAGUAUCGAGUGUAAGAUAUAUGAUAGGCUUGUUACUAGCAGACAAGUCGAGUAGCUAUGACAUCUC
Suillus bovinus is the source of this 1063-nucleotide messenger RNA. RefSeq lists its product as uncharacterized. The coding region runs from base 180 to 968 and encodes 262 amino acids. The record is from RefSeq and is a predicted model, not a curated record. Lineage: Eukaryota; Fungi; Basidiomycota; Agaricomycetes; Boletales; Suillaceae. The transcript has a single exon.